Molecule: messenger RNA, 396 nt
Organism: Morchella importuna
Lineage: Eukaryota; Fungi; Ascomycota; Pezizomycetes; Pezizales; Morchellaceae
Exons: 4
Coding region: 1-396 (131 amino acids)
Source: RefSeq, a predicted model, not a curated record
AUGGCGUUCCGAUUCAGGCCAACCACAUCACAUCGACCCUGCAAGCCUCAAAACGCCAAAAAGCCAUCACAGCUUUUGUUUGCACCGUGGAGAGUUUCUCAGCCCCCUCCACCAGCAAAAAGAGCAUCUGCGGCCCACAUCAACUCUUCCGGCUUAAUGCGGUCGCAUUCACUCAUUCAGCAACCCGAUCGGCUGUUUAGGUGGCACCCAAAAGAGUUUCAGGGCUACCAAAAAAAAAAUCGCCGACUGCAUGUGUGGGCCGAGCUUUGGUUCUUCGCGCAGCUGAAGAAACUCGUGUUUGACAUCCUCAAAUCUCCACCAACAUCUAUAAUGAGCCGAAGCCACGUCAUAUCGUGGAUAUAUCUGAAGACCCGAAGAACCUUUAUCAAAGCUUGA